This is a messenger RNA of Chilo suppressalis (striped riceborer), 4273 nucleotides long. The record is from the annotation of a GenBank genome assembly. NCBI's taxonomy places the organism in Eukaryota, Metazoa, Arthropoda, Insecta, Lepidoptera, Crambidae.
CUUAAGCCGCGUUGACAUGCUCAAAGUCAACUUUGAGAAAAGUUGAGUACGGUCCAAGUUCACUUUGAUUGGAUUCCGACGUCAUGGUGCACUUUGAUUGCUAGUUUACUCCACAGAUUACUAUAUAUGGUUUACACUAUCAAAAUAACCUUAAAGUAGGUAGUCAUCAAAGCUACUUUGUCAAAGCCGACUUUGAGCAUGUCAACGCGACUUUAUUGUUUUGAAAUGGUUUGAAAAAAAUUGCCUGAUCGUACAUACAAUACACGGCCAUAGCAUUAUGAUGGUCAUGGUCACGUCCGUUUGUUGCUCUAAGGUAACAAUUAAAAUGUAUAAAACCUUGGACGAAGAAUCCUGCUAAGUAUCACAUAAAUCAAUAACUUGAUUUAAUUCGAAAAUUUAUCUGUGUCACUAUCCGAGUAUACUCUAUGUUCGUACGUCAGUGAAUGUCAAAAUUUUAACAAAAUUAAAGUGUGAAAUGCUAUAAAAAUUAAUUUAAACUAUUAAAUAACAAUGAUGGAAUACAUUUAUGUAAUAUUAUGAAAUUAAAAAGCAUGUAGAUAACCAGGAAAUGUUAAAUAGUGAAAAAGGCACAUCAGCCCUUUUCACUAGAAUUGAUAAAGUGAUUCAGGUUUAUAACGUCCACAUUAAGAAUUUUAUAUCGGACUAUUCUUUAAGAGUAACCAACGUAAACAAGAAAAUACAGAAAGAUAUCGAAUAUAAGGACGGUAGUGCAGGUCCACCAAUGAAGAACGUUGCAGAGGUUUCUGUAGAUGCAAAUCUGAAGAGAGAACCCAAUUAUUUUCAAAACCGAAAAAACGCAAAACAACAAAACGUGCCUUUAGAUAAGAGUAAGAAAAAUAAACAUAUCCAGAUAAGUGAUAAAAAAAAUAAUAGAUCGAUAUACUUACAUAACAUUAAACAUCCUAGACAAGAACCAGCAGAUGGUUUUUAUAAAAAGAAAAAAAUACAAUUCAGAACAUACUCUAAUAGAAUAUUAAAUCGACCACAUAAAAAAAGAAAUAAAGAAUUAACUUUUUAUACAAAAUGCUCGAAUGAAGGUUGUGUUAAGCUACAUGGUCAUGCUAAACGACGCCGCAGUACAGCAAGAGCUGGUGAAAGAAUUUCACAUAUUUGUAGAGCAUGUUCUCAAAAACUUAUUAACCAAUAUCGAAAAACAGCUUCCAGAUCUGAUGAAAAAAUAUGUAAAAACAAUAAUUGUAAAGGUGAUUUUUGGAACAAACAUAAAGACAUUACUAACAAAAACGGAUUUUCUGGAAAUGAAUUAUUAGAAAUAACACCAGUAGUUGAAGUACAAAAUCAAGAGGAACAAACUGGAGAUCCGUUAUUUGAAAUCAAAGUCGACAAUGUUGAUAUGUGUGUAUUGAAUUCAUCCGAAAUUAAGGACAAGGUUCUAGCUUAUGGCAAAAAGAAGAACCUGACUAAAUGUAUCUGUCCUUCUCAUCCUGCACGUCAAAAAUAUAUUCUUGCAAGAGAGGCGUGUGUUAAAGGAAGUUGUUAUAGGGCACUUAGGCACAAAAAGAUAGACUUUGCGUGUAAAUGUUUGAAAAAUAAAGUUUGGACUUGUACUGACACAUCUUGUAAUAAAGCUGGAACAGGACAAAUUCCGUCUAUUAACACAAAACCUUUGUUUGAGGUACAGGUAAAUAAAAAUGAUAUGUGUAUCGUGAAUACUAAGGAAAUACGCAGAAAAAUUCAACAACUCAAUAGGCGAACAAGAAAACAUUGUCGAAAUGGAAUAUGCAAAGAUAAAUCAAAGGAAAGGAAUACUCGUAUUGAUUGCAGAUGUACAAAGAAUAUAAAUAUUGAUGAAUGUGCUGAGAAUACUUGCGGUGGAGAAAUGGUGAAUAAGAAAUGUUGCAAGUGUCAACGCAGUAAAAAAGUAAGAGGUGAUAUUAAUAUAGCACCAAUAAAUAAUAUCGGUUCAAGGUUGUCCAGUUUGUGUUGCCAAAUCAUUAAUAAAUCUGAAAACUGGACAAACCACGUUUUUCGAAGAAAACAAAGAAACACAAAAAGAUUAGCUAUUGAGAACGGUAACGUAUGUCAAAAUAUAACAUGUUCACAAUCUCACAACAUACCCAAAAUGGUGAAGCAUCAUGAUCGAUCUGGAUUUAGGCUCAUUAUUGGAAAUAAAUAUUUUUCCAAGAAUAAAUGGUCAUCCCCACAAGAACAUGGACUAGAUGAAGACUGUUGCUCAUGUGGCCAAAGAGACAAACCCAAAUGGAUAGAAACUGUUACUCAUGUAACCAAAACCCCAGAGGGACAAAUCCAAAAAAGGAAACCUGUGAAAAAUAAACGUAAGGUCACCGUAGCCCAACCCCAACACGAUAAUAAGUCAUGUAGGUGUUAUUGUGAAUGUGAAGAGUAUAAGAAAAAACAAAAAUCGCAAACGAAAAAAAAGAAAACUCAACCGAAGAAGAAGAAGAAGAAAUCUCAAGAUCAACACAAAAGAAUAUCGAUGUUAAAUAAAGAAAAAAGAAAAGAGUUCAUUAAAGAACAGAAGAAAAAGAGAAAACUUGAAGAGAAGCAACGAAAAAUUAGAAAAAAGGAAGAGAAAGAAGUUUUACAGGCUCUUGAAAGCCAAGAUAAAUCGCAACAACCUAAUUGCGUUGUGCUUAUUAUAGGAUCUAUUUUAUCCGCUGGCUUUUUGCCAAUAAAGGGGCUUUUGUACGGAAUUUUUAAAAUCAUCACCGAUCCCAGAGGAAGUUACUGGUACACAAAAGAAAGAUGGCAGGACCGCGAAGGAACAAUGAUUAUGUUGAAAAGAUACUUCACUGAUGCGUGGCGUUUACGAAAAUUAAGAAUAUGCAAAUGUUUACGAAAUUCAGAAAAUGUGAAUAUAUUGAGUGACACUUUCCAAGAGACGGCACUAUAUCAAGCAUUUGCUGACAAAGGUAAAACUAAAAAAGAACAGGCACAGAUAGAAUUGGAAAACAAAAAAAGAAAAAAACGUGUUAGGGCGAGGCGUGACUUCGCCAUAUACGGGUGUCGACAUAUGCUGUUGACCACACUAAGAAAAGUUCCAUGCUUGUGGUUCUACCAUAUUUUUCCAGAUCUUUACCCUCAGUGUUUAGGUUUUCUGACGUUUAUGAAGAAAUUUACUACAUUACUAAUGUUUUCAUUGGCGUUCGUGUGGUGGACGCCUUGCAUUUUAUGUUUUGAACUCACACGAGCUCUGUGUUGUUGUUUGCUAUGUACUGGUGGAUAAUCUUGUUUCGCGCAGUGUCGAAUAAACGUAUUGUCUAAUAGUGUUUAUUAAAUCUUUUUUUUUUAUUUCUGUCGAAACAAACCUGUAUUAUCUUGUUCUAUUCAGAGGAUAGGUAUCCUCAAGUCCUCAUAAACACAAGUAAAGGUCUCUUUUGAAUGCCUUAUUACAAGUGGUAUCCAAAUCAUGCAUAAGUAUGUUUAACGAUUUUGGUAAUUUAGGAAAUACGUUUUUUUUUUUUACUUUUAUCCGACAUCAGUUUUUUUACUUUUACUCUCCUAUUCUAUCAAAUGUUUAUAAAGCGGACUACUGACAUCCCUGCCGCAGACGCAAUGUAAUGGUGGGGAUCACCCUUAAUUGCCUCCUUAAUUGUGAUGUGCGUAGGCAAGCAUUUUCAUUUGCCAUUUUAUAAAUCGGGCCUAAUAAGGAGCGCGAGACCACCUUUGGUCCCUAGAUUGUCCCUGCCGCCCUGCACGUUGCCACGUGUGUAGCGCGAUCGGGGCAAUUUCUCAAUCAGUUGGUUGGUAACAGUCACACGGAGAGCACGUAUUUCGAUCAAGAUGACGGCAGAUCAUAAUGAGCAUGAAGUUUGAUCUCGAGUGAUAUAAGUAUAUAAGGACCGGCCCCACGUAAUGUGGGUAAAAAAAAAACAAACAUAAUUUAUUUAUUAUUUUAUAAUUUUUAUUUUUUAAGCAUGUUAGUAAUUGUAUCUACUCGAUGUUUAAAUCUAAAGAAAAUAUUACUAGCAUUUUUUUUUCUUUAGAUUCAAAUAUCGAGCAGUUACCUACCGAUCUUAUGAUUUUUUGAUAACACUGGGACCAUCAUCACCGCGUGUGUUUAGCUCAACAUACUCCAUAACACUGAAUAGCAGGCAUGUGUGUGGAGACCAGCCGAUAUUACACCGACUGCCGUGCACCCUAGAUUGUCCCUGCGGCAGGGAUGUCAGUAGGCCGCUUAAGCUACCGAAUGUUUCUGGUUAUUUUGUUUAAGAUUACAAAAAAAUAUAUUAAUCCAGUGUCUUAUAUAUAAAAACUUCUUUUUAUAUAUAAG